Leptosia nina is the source of this 762-nucleotide messenger RNA. Lineage: Eukaryota; Metazoa; Arthropoda; Insecta; Lepidoptera; Pieridae. The record is from the annotation of a GenBank genome assembly.
AUGUUGGGGGGCCCGGAGUGGGGCCAGCGGGAGGCCACCCCCCCUAGAGACGCUCCCCUGCCGAGUUUUGGUUUCACACAGGAGCAAGUGGCUUGCGUAUGUGAGGUUUUACAACAAGCCGGCAACAUCGAGCGCCUGGGUCGUUUCCUCUGGUCGCUGCCAGCGUGUGAACGCCUGCAUGCGCACGAGUCGGUGCUGAAAGCGAAGGCCAUGGUGGCCUUCCACAGGGGGAACUUCAAGGAACUGUACAGGUUGCUGGAGUCACACAAUUUCAGCGCACACAACCACGCCAAGUUGCAAAGUUUAUGGCUAAAAGCGCACUACAUGGAGGCGGAAAGGCUUCGCGGCCGGCCCCUCGGCGCCGUCGGCAAAUACAGGGUGCGUCGCAAAUUCCCUCUUCCGAGGACUAUAUGGGACGGGGAGGAAACGUCAUACUGUUUUAAAGAAAAGUCAAGAUCGGUGCUCCGCGAUUGGUACCUCCACAACCCUUAUCCAUCACCUCGGGAGAAAAGGGAAUUAGCGGAGAGCACUGGCCUCACCACUGUACAGGUUUCAAAUUGGUUCAAAAAUAGACGACAGCGAGACAGACAAGCAGAACAUAAAGAUAGUGGCGGUCCAGGCGAUAAGCAACUCGAUUCAUCAACAGAUGACGACAGCGACGCACCCCAUGUGACUCCUGCGCAUCUCGGCUCAGCACCCCCCAUUUACCCCCACGCUUUGUACGAGCACCCCCUGGCUCAUUUGCCGUACCAUCAUUCGUGA